AGCUCGACCCAUCUUACAUGGUGCCACCUGUGUCCCACCGAUCUGGUGUUUCCAUCUGAAAAACACUGACGCCAAGAGAAGCAGAAUGCACAUGGCCGACAUAUCCAUAGAUCCAUCCGCUGCACACCAAAUGCCUUGCUUCGCUCAUCUCCCCACACUGUAAUUACUCCAUUCCAUAAAACCUCUAUUAAGUAGUAAAAGCAUCAGUGCUAAGCAGAGCAGCUAGAGAGUGAGGUUCUAGUGUACCUGUGGCUGAGUAUUUCAGAAGAACAGCUAGCAGCAAGGAGUGUCCAAUCUAGCAAUCCCAAUGGAGGAGGACAUGAUGGGAGUCGGCUUCGAUUUCUACUGGCACUCGUCGCCUCAGUUCCACCUCGAGCCCCUCGACCUCGACGUCGUCGACAGUAUGUACGUUCCGCCGAACGAGGCGGCAGAGUCACUGUCCGGUGUCUGCUCGUCGUACCACGAGGACUCGAGCUCGCCGGACGGCGCGAACACCUGCUCCACGGCGGCAGUGGCGAUGUCACCGCCUCCGCCGACCGCGGCGGGGAGCAAGAGCGUGGCGAUGGAGAGGGACCGCCGCAGGAUGCUCAACGAGAAGCUCUACGCGCUCCGGAGCGUCGUACCAAACAUCACCAAGAUGGACAAGGCGUCGAUCAUCAGGGACGCCAUCGCGUACAUCGAGCAGCUGAAGGAGGAGGAGCGCCGGAUACUCGCCGACAUAUCCGCCCUCGAGUCCACCGCCGUGAUGCCGGGAAAGGAAACGAAGAGGGUUCCAUCAUUCUCAUCCACCAAAGACGACGCCCCCCGCUGCGCAGCCUCACCGCCGGUCCGAAUCCUUGAGGUGGAGUUGUCGGAGGCGAGGGAGAAGGUGGCGGUGGUAAGCGUGCGGUGCAGCCGGGGCAGGGACGCCGUAGCCAAAGUGUGGCGGGCGCUGGAGCCGCUCCGCCUCGACGUCGUCACAGCGAGCAUCGCCGCCGCCGGCGACAUCGUCGUCCACACCAUGUUCGUACAGGUAACGUCCGUCGUCCAACAACUGCAGCAACAAUUAUUACGACGUCCAUGCCACGUUGAAAUCGUGGUUGCCCGCCCGCUCGCGACCCUUUUCGCUUAUGAUUGUCCUCGAUGUCUCCGUGACUCUGGGUCCUCGGGUCCCGUGCCGUCACGGGGAUGGCAGAUACACAUGGCGCGCCCUUGGAUGAAAUUUCAGAAACCUUUUGCACCACAAGAGAGGAAUGAAGAAACGCUAGGGCGGCGCAACAAUUUCGUCCGUAUAUAAUUCCUAGUCAUUUUCUUAUUGCGAAGAGGUUUUUGUUAAUUUGGUACAAGAAUUGUACUAAGACCCUCCCAAAAAUGGACCAUCGUUUAAUUGAGCCACGAUGCUACGAAUUACCAGAUAUUUUCGCUAGCGCUAUUGUGCACGGUCACCGUCCACACAUACAUUUUUCGCCACGUACGUGAUUCUGGACUUGAACGUGGCUCAACUGUCCUUGCCCUCUCCCUCAUGUAGUGAACUUGCAUUGCAUCUCAAACCAUAAAAAGUGAACCAGUGUGGACAAAGGACUUCACACGUAUGAUGCGUGCAUGUCCGGUCCAGAACUGACCGCUCUGUCGCCUCUUGUGCGUUACGAGCUGUCUCGGGGGCAUCGUAAGUCAUUUUCCGGGACGCUCUAUGGUGCGAAAGCAGGCAUCAUUACAAGUAAGCGCUCCUCCAACCAACAAUUAUAGCUGCUUGCUACCAAUAAUACCUACAAGGUACUUCCGCGUCAACUAUAGAGUGUAAAAGGUCACUUUUCUGGCAGUCUAUCUUUAAAAUAUUCAUGCAAGCAUUUCUAAAUCCCACAUGUCAAGAUUAAAUAAUCAAUUCCCUCUCUUCUCUCGCAAGUUGUUUUUAACAGUAUGACUCCAUCUGUAAAAUCUUCAUUGGAGGUCUUGGGGCACAACCCCCGGACUCUCGCAAGUUUCUCUCUCUCCUCCCUCAUCAAUCUCUCCACCGGAUGGCCACCCAUGCCUCCGCGCGGAUGGCCAACAACACCCUCCUGACACCAUCGUCGAUUGGAUCCACCACCGGGCACCGGACUCUUCCACUACGUACCAUACCAACUGUCACCAGUUGCUUCCUCUUGCGCCAGGUGUGACCCUCUCUCCUCAUCCUCCACCCACCGUCGGUUGCCUCAUCCAAAUCCGCUAUGCCGCAGCUGCCUUCUACUCUGCCACCAUCAGCACCAUGUCCAUGCUUCCAACUCCAUGGACUGCCACCCAUGGGAUCUAUCUGCUCCCCAUGCAUCUCCGCCUUCACAUACCACUACGGUGCCACUCCCGUAGAAUUCGAGCCGAUGGACCCACCGGUGGUCCUCUCUGUCCACUCCCAUUGGUCGGCAUCCACCAUGCCCAUUCCCCUCGGCUUCUCUCUGUGAUAAUGCAAGAGGAAAGAUAAAGGACUACUACAAAAUGCUUCAUUCCAAAUGGCUGCAAAUGCACAUCCUAGACGGUUUUCCUUCUGUCUGCCCUAAAGUAUCUGUGAUGACUCCUCUAAUCAUAGAUGACUAUGGAACUGCCUAAAAUGCAUGUUAUCAUAUAUGGUUAUAUGGUAAAAAUCAUCAGUUAUAAGUGGAGUUAUCACAUAUGGUUCUUAAACAAAAACUCACUUUCUUGCGCUGAAAGACCUAAAAGCAAUUUGCACCCAAACCACCCCUAUACUAUCUACACAGCCAUGUGUUGCAGGUUAGAACUUGUGUGAUUUCAAAAGAGUGUGCGGUUGCAAGGACUCGAACACAUGGCCUUUUAACUCUGAGCAAACCCUCCUAACCUUGAUUGUUGAUUGCAAUGGGAUAUGUAUUUCUUUUAACCCUUAUGGUCUGAAUCUGUAGGAAAUUAUUUGAGCACCUAAAUAGCUUUAAAUGGAAAAGUUAUUAACUACAAAGUUAUAGAUCUGGUCAAGAUCUAAAAUUUUGGUAGAAAAUUGUUUUUCAUCCGACUUUGUAUGAAUAUAUUGUGAAUUUCCAAAUAUCUCACUUCAAAUAUAUAA
Molecule: messenger RNA, 3025 nt
Organism: Phragmites australis (common reed)
Lineage: Eukaryota; Viridiplantae; Streptophyta; Magnoliopsida; Poales; Poaceae
Product: transcription factor BHLH6-like
Exons: 4
Coding region: 308-1276 (322 amino acids)
Biological process (GO): regulation of DNA-templated transcription
Cellular component (GO): nucleus
Molecular function (GO): transcription cis-regulatory region binding; protein dimerization activity; DNA-binding transcription factor activity
Source: RefSeq, a predicted model, not a curated record